Drosophila busckii is the source of this 2000-nucleotide messenger RNA. RefSeq lists its product as uncharacterized. The transcript has 7 exons. Lineage: Eukaryota; Metazoa; Arthropoda; Insecta; Diptera; Drosophilidae. Bases 192 to 1970 code for a protein of 592 amino acids. The record is from RefSeq and is a predicted model, not a curated record.
UUACAAAUAACGAGAUUUUGCUCAAAAAUUGGGCAAAAUAAUAUUGUGAUUUCAAUCAUCAACAAUACAGCAACUCAUCAAAAAGCUUUCAAUCCUAAUAUAGAUUUUCUUUUAGUCAAACAAUUACGCACAACACAUUACAGCAGAAUAAGAGGAGGCAAGCAAAUAAAAAUUUAUAAAUAUAAUUGAGUAUGCCCUGCACAACAAAAGCAAGAAGUUCAUCAUUUAAUCCGCCAUCGAAAAGGACGAAUGGAAGAGAUGUACGGGUGCCUAGCCCCGUACAUUCACGCGCAAUGAAAUAUCAUGGAUUCUUCGGUAUGCCCUUAUUGCGACAGCACCUGGUGUUCGAUAAACGCUGGACACCUAGCUCAUUGAUGACACAAUACCAGAGUAUUAACGAGCUGUUGAAUCGUCGAAUUAUUUUUAAGGCUCAUGAGGCGACAUCAAAUCGAUGUCAUUACGGUGAAAGAAGCAAGAAAUUGAGACAUCAAUGCAUUGAAGGACGCUCAAAGCUUCUACAGGUGAAUGUAGGAGAUGACGCGCACAAUAUACACAAUUUGUUGAAAAAUCAUAAAAGUAUGCAGCGUCUUUAUAAAAGGAUGCCUAAUUAUCUUAUUGUGGAUAACAUAAAUCAACGAACAUUCGUCAUGCGCAAGGAACGAGACCGCCUUGAGUUUCGCUUAAAGCAAUUAAAGAAUAAAUAUAAAGAAUUGUUGGUAGAGCGAGCAAUAAUAAGAAAUCGAAUCAACUACGAAAACGCAUUUGUUAUGAAAGAAGAGUUGCAAUCUCGCAUUCUUCUGAAAAAGAUUGAAAACUCUGAUGUAAGACUUAAAGCGGUUCGCACUAUAAACAACACAUAUCAAAAAAUUAAACAAGUUCUAUUGCAUGAUGAAAUAUUUUACGAGCCAAUUUUAAGCUCUCUUGACGCUGACAUUGAGGAUCAGGCUAAUUUUAUCAAUCACAUUAUUUAUCUAGGGAAACCAGCCAUUUCCAAGUUUAAGCUUCUUGAUCAAAAGUACAGAAAAUUGGAAAGAGAUGUACGUGAAAAUAUAUUGGACAAGAUACGAAUGCUUGACUCUUUCAAGAAAGCACGACCACCACCUAACAAAAAAGAGGAACUUCCCCUUAGUGCAAACUUCCGGUAUGUGCGUGAGACAGAGACCAUGGCAAGACUUAAAUAUCAAUUGAAGACAGUCGAGAAAGUCAUUAAAGAAGUUAAACUUACUGCACUUUGCUCACAGGCCAGAGAAAUAUAUGAACGCAUGAGAGGCCAGGCAAAAGAAAACGAGAACCUGCAUCUGUCGGUCAAAUAUGAUGUAAUGCAUCAUGAGACGCUCGAGAUGAAACAUAAAUUUUCUACCGUUCUUAAGGGAGUCUUGAUUGACAAUCUAUCUGAGGAAGAGAUAAAUCGAAUGGAGCGCAUUAAGGACCUAACUAAUAUCCUAAGAAAGGAUGAACAAUAUGAGCUAGAUACUUUGGAAUAUGUAAGAGAUCGCGCUGAAGUAUAUGCAAUGCUUCGAGUUAGUACUUGGAAUCUUGUAGAAAUUCUUCGACACGUAGAUCGUGAACCGAAAAGCUAUCGUACAUAUUACCCUAAUUCAUAUUUAAAGUUGCCAUUACUUAGAUUCGAUAUGCUGAAUAAGUAUUCAGUGCCACCAUAUCUAUAUGAGGAAAACAUUGAUGUAAUAAUGCAAAUAUUAAAGCGUAAGGUAUAUAGGCUGAUGAAAGCAUACAUUGUAAAAUUAAGUCCAGCAAUAGUCAAGCUAAAUGUGAACACAUAUCAAAAAACAUUUGUGGAUUGCAUACAUGGGCGAGGUACCUGGAAUUUAGAACAAAGAGACAAUCAAGAAUUGGACCAUGAAGAGGAGAUUCUACUAGAUAGACUACUGGCUACUAUUCCGAACCGCAAACAGCUUAAAGCACAGAGUGCUAAAAUAAUUGAUGAUGCCAGAAAAGAAUAUUUUAAUUGACCAAAUCUUAAUCUUUUAUUUUUUAAUAAC